This is a messenger RNA of Parus major (Great Tit), 2741 nucleotides long. RefSeq names its product translocation associated membrane protein 1 (gene TRAM1). The record is from RefSeq and is a predicted model, not a curated record. The coding region runs from base 175 to 1299 and encodes 374 amino acids. Gene Ontology annotation, cellular component: endoplasmic reticulum membrane. The transcript is spliced from 11 exons. Gene Ontology annotation, biological process: protein insertion into ER membrane; SRP-dependent cotranslational protein targeting to membrane, translocation. Lineage: Eukaryota; Metazoa; Chordata; Aves; Passeriformes; Paridae.
GGCGCCGCCGGCCGGCAGGGGCGCUGCCGCAGCGGGGCGGGGAAGCGCGGCGGCGGCGCUGCCAUUCCCGGCUGCGCGGCCGCCUCCUCCCCUCCGCCUCUUCCUGGCCGCGGCCAGAGGAGCUGUGCUGGCAGCGGGGAGGCGGCGGCGGCGGCGCCCAGCUCCCGGCCCGCCAUGGCGAUCCGCAAGAAGAGCAACAAGAACCCGCCGGUGCUGAGCCACGAGUUCAUCGUGCAGAACCAUGCGGACAUCGUGUCCUGCAUGGCCAUGAUCUUCCUGCUGGGGCUCAUGUUCGAGAUUACAGCAAAAGCAGCCGUCAUUUUUGUUACACUUCAGUAUAAUGUUACCAUUCCUGCCACAGAAGAACAAUCUGCAGAAACAAUCUCUCUCUAUUACUAUGGCAUCAAAGACUUGGCUACAAUUUUCUUUUACAUGCUUGUAGCAAUAAUCAUACAUGCUAUAAUUCAAGAGUAUGUACUGGAUAAAAUUAACAGGAAAAUGCACUUUUCAAAAACAAAGCAUAGCAAGUUCAAUGAGUCUGGGCAGCUUAGUGCAUUCUACCUUUUCUCCUGUGUUUGGGGAACGAGUAUUCUUGUCUCUGAGAACUAUAUAUCAGAUCCAACCUCUCUGUGGAGGGACUAUCCGCACACUCUGAUUCCGUUUCAAAUGAAGUUUUUCUACAUCUUACAGUUGGCAUACUGGUUUCAUGCUUUUCCAGAGCUGUACUUUCAGAAAACUAAAAAAGAAGAUAUCUUUCGCCAGAUUGUCUACAUUGGACUUUACCUCUUUCAUAUUGCUGGAGCCUAUCUCCUGAAUCUGACCCAUCUUGGACUUGUUCUUCUGGUAUUGCAUUACUUCGUUGAAUUUCUUUUCCACAUAUCCCGUCUUUUCUACUUCAGUGAUGAAAAAUACCAGAAAGGAUUUUCACUGUGGGCAGUUCUUUUUGUUUUGGGAAGGCUUCUCACCUUGAUUCUCUCAGUCCUCACUUUUGGCUUUGGACUGGCAAGAGCAGAAGAUCAGCAGCUGAAUUUCAGUACUGGGAACUUUAAUAUCCUGGCUGUUAGAAUAAGUGUGCUGGCCUCCAUCUGCAUGACUCAAGCAUUUAUGAUGUGGAAGUUCAUUAAUUUCCAGCUUCGGAGGUGGAGAGAGCAUUCUUCUUCUCAGCCUCAGUCAGUGAAAAAGAAGUUUGUAUCAGCUAAAGGAAAGACCUCCAGAAAAGAAAGAGAAAAUGGAAUAAAUGGAACAGUGACCUCAAACGGAGCAGACUCGCCUCGCAGCAGGAAGGAUAAAUCCUCGUAAAACUGGGUUUUAUUAAGUUAAUUGACUAAUGUCCCCAAAGAAUCUGCUUUUUACAUGGAUGGCCCUUCAGCACUAGAGUUAUUAUGGAUUAAAGAAAAUACAAUUCAUGUUUUUUGAUUAUUGCUGUUGUUUUGAGAAACUUUUUUUAAAAAACCAUUUUGACUAAGGAAAAAGGUUUAUCUCUCUUCAGAUACUUGGGGGGAGGAUUCAACACUUUUUAAAAAAACAUUGACGCUUUUUUAAAUAUUUACUGUGAUGAAAUAACUUAAUGAGGAUCACUGUUGCAGUGUAUUAUUUCCUUCCAGUUUUUGUAAUCUUGGUGAUACUGUUCUACCAACUUCACUUUUUCCAAGUUCCUCAAGAAGUAUUGCAAAAUUGAAGCAAAAACAUAGUAUGCAUUUUCAGAUACUCUGGGUUUUCAGUUAAUUACCUUGACUCAAAUUUACAUUUCAAUUUGGGAUUCCAAGACCACUCCAAUAGACCUCUUUAUCUGGUAGUUACUAGCUGCACGAUGUCUGCUCUAAGAAUUGCCCCAUAUAAUUAAAACAAAACUGAACUAAUUGGAAAUGUUGCAGAGUCUUAUUGUUUGUUGGUUAGAAAUCUCUUACGAGGAGCACAACACUUUUUUGAGAUAUAGUUUUUAGCACCUGAAAAUUAGAAGGGAGGUUUCUAUGGGCAUAGAAACAGUUGGUUUGAUUAGCACUGUCCACUUCUGUCUGUGAUUUUGAAGUGUACGUAUCUUGGAGAAUUAGUGUGCGUUGGACCUUCUUGGAAAACCUGUCUGUCUGAUUUUAUGGGUGGAGGUUGUUACAAUGUGUUGUGUUUGUUUUGGGAGGCAAUUAAUGCUCUGUGAAGAGGGGAUUAGAUAAAUGGAUCAAGUGAUGAGAAACAUUCCUUUAUUCUAACUGCUUUGCUUUGUUUCACCUCUGUUAGGAAAUAGUUUGAUUUCUCCUAUAUAUAUUUUUAUGAAAAAAAUAUUUAAAAGCUACAGCUUCUUAAAACUGAUUUAUUGUGACCUCUACUACAACUGGAAAAAUCUAAAUUGAAGAAUUUUUCCGUUAUCUUUCAUAAUUGUAUUCAAUGUGAAACUUUGUCCAGUUAGUUUUCCAGUUUAAUAUGCAGAUGAUGUUUUCUCUGUACACUUUUGUAAUGGGUAUAAUUCAACCUGUUUCACUUGAGAACGAGUGAGACAGUUAUUGCAGUCUUAAGAAGAAGUUGCUGAAUUAGUCUAUCAAGUUAACCCAAGUAUUGAACUGCUUAUUGAUUAAGGAGUAAUUAUGAGCACUCAAGCUGAUAAAUAAAAUAAUUUUAAUUAAAAACUGUUACUAUAAUUGAGUUUAUACCAAACAAAAUUAUAAAUCUGCAUUCUGUAUUUUCUAGAGUUCAAUUUUGCUUACUAUUCAGAAUAAAGGUUUCUAGUACAAAAUCCUCACUACAAGUAA